UUGCAGAGGACGCCAGCAUGGCAGUCGGUGCGUUGGCAACAAAUUCGCUACAGGUCAUCACGCCCGAUGAACACCGUUAUCCUGUUUGUGCCACAGCAAGAAGCAUGGGUGAUAGAGAGGAUGGGAAAGUACACCCGCAUCCUUGAACCUGGUUUAAAUGUUCUAAUUCCCUUCAUAGAGACGAUCAAAUAUGUACAGAGCUUGAAGGAAAUAGCGAUAGAAAUUCCACAGCAAAGUGCAAUUACAGUUGAUAAUGUUACAUUAGACAUUGACGGUGUUUUAUACCUGAGAGUGUUUGAUGCAUAUAAGGCCAGCUAUGGUGUGGAGGAUCCAGAGUAUGCCAUCACCCAGUUGGCACAGACAACUAUGCGAUCUGAGGUGGGAAAGAUCACACUGGACACAGUGUUUCGUGAGAGAGAGCUUCUUAACACUGCAAUUGUAGAGGCUGUUAACAAAGCUGCGGACGCGUGGGGUAUCGUCUGCCUGCGUUAUGAGAUCAGGGAGAUGCGCAUGCCAUCCCGUAUUCAGGAAGCUAUGCAGAUGCAGGUGGAAGCCGAGCGAAAGAAAAGAGCGUACAUUUUGGAAUCCGAGGGUGUUCGAGUGGCAGAGGUCAAUGUAGCUGAGGGCAAAAAGCAGAGCUUGAUUCUCAACUCUGAAGGUCAGAAGCUGCAGCAGAUCAACUUGGCUGCUGGUGAGGCCAACGCUAUCUUUGCGAAGGCUGAAGCACGAGCUCGAAGUAUUCGUGCCAUUGCCAAUGCGCUCGGAGAGAAGGACGGUAGCAAUGCUGCAUCCCUGAGUGUGGCAGAGCAGUACGUCAAUGCCUUCUCCAACAUUGCCAAGCAAUCGAACACCAUCCUGUUGCCAAGCAACGUUGGAGAUGCUUCCAGCAUGGUAGCCCAGGCACUGGCCAUCUAUAAGAACCUGAACCAGCAGAUUCCAGAGAGUGAGACGACGGCCGAAAACGAUCAUCCGCAGAAAACGCAGGAAGGUGGCAGCAAGGAUCAACACACCACCAGCUAACCACCGAAGGAGCAGCAGCAGGGAGGUGGCAGCAAGGAUCAACACACCCUCAGCUAACCACCGAAGGAGCAGCAGCAGGGCACUGACACCAGUGACCCAUACACUCCUCCAUCUACCUGCUAGUAUGUGAUACAGAAAGAUUCGUGCACCUUCCAGCUGUGUCCAUGCUUACUCGAGGGUGUUACAUGAUGAGGUAAAGUCAUAAACGAUAUGAGCGAGGGAAUUGGUAUGAAAGAGAGCUUGCACAUGUUUGUGCGAAAACUGCUGUUUUUGAAAAGCAGUUUUAUGGCGAGUUAUUGAAUAGAAUUAAUUGCAUUGAGAUUGUGAGUCAAUUGUUUGUGAGUCAGUCAUCAUGGUAACUUUUGCUGCUGAUAUCUUUUUGUAUUAUAAAUAUAGCAGGUGUUGGCAGAUCUAAUUAAUUGGAUUUGCAGUCAUGCAUCAUACAGUACAGGUUUAUUCACAGACCGGUAUAGUCACAAUAUAACAUUCUUUCUUCUGUGAUGUUCAGUUAUCCCGGGCAGUGACGUGUCUAUUGAUCAAGUACAUGGCAUAAAGUGUCAAACUAAUACAUACCAA
Priapulus caudatus is the source of this 1596-nucleotide messenger RNA. RefSeq names its product stomatin-like protein 2, mitochondrial. The record is from RefSeq and is a predicted model, not a curated record. Lineage: Eukaryota; Metazoa; Priapulida; Priapulimorpha; Priapulimorphida; Priapulidae. Gene Ontology annotation, cellular component: membrane.